Molecule: messenger RNA, 1371 nt
Organism: Helianthus annuus (common sunflower)
Lineage: Eukaryota; Viridiplantae; Streptophyta; Magnoliopsida; Asterales; Asteraceae
Product: eukaryotic initiation factor 4A-8
Exons: 4
Coding region: 7-1248 (413 amino acids)
Molecular function (GO): RNA helicase activity; RNA binding; ATP binding
Source: RefSeq, a predicted model, not a curated record
GUAGUCAUGGCUGGUGUGUUAUCAGAUGUUUCUCAGUUUGACGCCCGUCACUAUGAUUCAAAAAUGAAUGAUUUACUUUCAGCAGAUGGCCAAGAUUUUUUUACUUCAUAUGAUGAGGUUUAUGAUAGUUUUGAUGCCAUGGAUUUGCAAGAAAACCUCUUGAGGGGUAUUUAUGCAUACGGAUUUGAGAAACCAUCAGCAAUUCAGCAAAGGGGAAUUGUUCCCUUCACCAAGGGUCUUGAUGUGAUCCAACAAGCUCAAUCAGGCACAGGAAAGACUGCAACAUUUUGCUCUGGUAUCCUUCAACAACUCGAUUAUAACAUAAUCGAAUGCCAGGCUUUGGUUUUAGCACCGACUCGUGAACUUGCACAACAAAUCGAGAAAGUCAUGCGGGCCCUUGGUGACUACCUCGGAGUCAAGGUUCAUGCUUGUGUUGGUGGGACCAGUGUUCGCGAGGACCAAAGGAUCCUUUCUGCUGGAGUUCAUGUCGUUGUUGGCACGCCUGGCCGUGUUUUUGAUAUGCUAAGGAGGCAAUCACUUCGACCAGACUACAUUAAUAUGUUUGUGCUCGAUGAGGCUGAUGAAAUGCUGUCACGCGGUUUCAAAGACCAGAUCUAUGACAUAUUCCAGCUCCUCCCCACAAAGGUUCAAGUGGGAGUGUUCUCAGCAACCAUGCCUCCAGAGGCCCUGGAAAUAACAAGAAAAUUCAUGAACAAACCAGUCCGAAUCCUCGUUAAACGCGACGAACUCACUUUAGAAGGCAUCAAACAAUUCUACGUCAACGUCGAAAAAGAAGAAUGGAAACUCGAAACAUUGUGUGACCUCUACGAAACCUUAGCAAUCACUCAAAGCGUCAUAUUCGUCAACACACGCAGAAAAGUUGACUGGUUGACCGACAAAAUGCGCAGCCGUGACCACACUGUCUCCGCCACCCAUGGAGACAUGGACCAGAACACGCGUGACAUCAUCAUGCGAGAGUUUCGCUCUGGGUCAUCACGUGUUUUGAUCACUACUGAUCUUUUGGCACGUGGGAUCGAUGUGCAGCAAGUUUCUCUAGUGAUUAAUUACGAUCUUCCGACGCAGCCGGAGAAUUAUCUCCACCGGAUUGGACGUAGUGGCCGGUUUGGAAGAAAAGGUGUUGCUAUUAAUUUUGUGACCGGUGAUGAUCAGAGAAUGCUUUAUGAUAUACAGAAGUUUUAUAAUGUUGCUGUUGAAGAGCUGCCAUCAAAUGUUGCUGAUUUGCUUUAAGGUUAAGGUUAAGGUUUGUUGUUUGGUUGUUUUAUGUUUUUGUGACAAGAUCAAUUGAGUGAGGUAUUGUUUUGUUUUUGUUUUUGAGGAGAAUCCAAUUUUGAGAUAUUAACAUAAGUCUAA